This is a messenger RNA of Laccaria bicolor S238N-H82, 795 nucleotides long. RefSeq lists its product as uncharacterized. The record is from RefSeq and is a predicted model, not a curated record. The coding region runs from base 1 to 795 and encodes 264 amino acids. Lineage: Eukaryota; Fungi; Basidiomycota; Agaricomycetes; Agaricales; Hydnangiaceae. The transcript is spliced from 5 exons.
AUGUCACUCUUGCCAAAACUCCUCAGUUCAUCAGACCUUCCUGAGCUCACAUGGAACUCCGUUGACCGCGACCCAGCGACAAAACACCUCUUCGCCGCCGAUGAUUUGUUGAGGUUCGCCGCCCAACCUCGCCAACAGCUCGCCACACCCAUAAUUCAACAGCUCCAAGAAGAACUCAAUUUCACCCUUUCUUCGAUGGUGAAUAUUCUCUCUGCAGGCAGUUCUCAAGAGGCGAAUAACGAUGAAAUAUCUUCCCUCCCGAUGAAUAUCAAAGCGCGCCGGAAGGAAGCACAGGAUAUGCAGGAAGAUCUCAACACCAUAACAGCUGGGGUUUGCGACUUGAUCGCAGAGACGAACAUUACUCACGACAACCUUCAAAAAGCACUCAGGAAGGCAUUAACCGAAACAUUUCAAGUUCACGACAAGUUUCGUUCAGCUACAACCGACCUGGUCGCGACAAUGAUCGAAACAUCGCUCAUCAAGCUGUCGCUCAUCAGAGCUCGUUCUCAGCAGGCACUAUACGACUACAGGCCCACGACGGAUGCGAAAUCCCCAAGAAGUAUGGCCAAAGCACUUGAUGCUGCCCACAGGAAACUGAGAAAGGACGAACAACGCCUGAAGGAAGAUGAAUUUCAAGUGGACCAGCAGUUGCAGGAAUACGAGGGGGUGUUAAAAAUUGUUGACGUUAGUUCAGGAGGAUACAGACAACUGAUUGACGACUGGGUGAGGGUAAAGAGAGAAACUGAAGAAUGUAGGAGGGACUUGCGCAGACUUGGAUGGACAGGCCCCGAUUGA